Lacerta agilis (Sand lizard) is the source of this 1662-nucleotide messenger RNA. It is a transcript of the gene GJD4, whose product is annotated as gap junction protein delta 4. The record is from RefSeq and is a predicted model, not a curated record. The transcript has 2 exons. Gene Ontology annotation, cellular component: connexin complex. Bases 382 to 1623 code for a protein of 413 amino acids. Gene Ontology annotation, biological process: cell communication. Lineage: Eukaryota; Metazoa; Chordata; Lepidosauria; Squamata; Lacertidae.
GAAACAAAGCCGCUUCUAUUAUUUCUUCCACUGCUUGAUUUCUCUUUCACCACUGAACUAUCCCAGCAAUUUCAGGAGGCUGGAAUGCCCUGGGAGAGUAAGAAUAGCCGACAAUGGCAGAGAUAAUUCCUGUUGCCUUUUGUCUCCUUGCAGUUGUCGGAGCAGAGGUAAGAGCAAUCAAUAGGACUGUGAAGUUGUGGUAUUUAGCUGGGUCUCCUAAGGAAGGCUCGGUUCUCCCUGCAGAGGAUUUUGUUACUCCUGUCCCUGGCCGGCUCUCGAAUGUUUUUUGCCCUCUCUGUUUAGAUCGCGGCGGUUUUUGAAAAUGCUCGAUUUUUUCGUAUUCCUUCAAUAAGUGGCGGGUCCCUGCAACUGAGUUCAGACAUGGAAUGUUGGGAUUCAGUCGGCUUUUUAAUCAUUGCUGUCAGCUACAAUGUGACGAUUAUUGGGAAGAUUUGGUUAACUCUUGUGAUCCUGCUGAGGUUUAUGGUGAUAUUCUUAGCAGCCUACCCUCUCUACCAAGACGAGCAGGAACGCUUUGUCUGCAACACUUUACAGCCAGGGUGCUCCAAUGUGUGUUACGACAUUUUUGCUCCCGUGUCCCACUUCCGCUUCUGGCUCAUUCAGACCGUGUCUGUCUUGCUCCCUUACGCCAUCUUUGGCGUCUACGUAUUGCACAAAGUGUGCAGGCGGGUUGUGAAGGCACAUUCUGCAGCCUACCGCCGCUACAAAGAGAUCAAACCUUCGGCGGGCGGCAAAGUCGCAAAGAAAUCGUCCAAAGGGAAAAAGAGCAGAGUCCCCUAUACAGGAAACGAAAUGGCUGUUCCUGAUUUUUCCAGGGCGUAUGCAGUUCACCUCCUUCUGAGAAUACUGACAGAGGCCAGUUUUGGAGUGGGGCACUAUUACCUCUUUGGAUUCUUUGUCCCAAGACGUUUCUCCUGUAACCAAUCCCCUUGUUCGAGUUACGUGGACUGCUACAUCUCCAGGCCCACAGAAAAAUCCAUCAUGAUGCUGUUCAUCUGGGGGCUCAGCAGCGUCUCAUUCUUCCUCAGCCUCAUUGACCUGGGCUUUGCCUUCCGAACCAACGCCGUGAGGAAUCGGAGAAAGAAGCUACUGUCAGAAAGUUUCAGUGCCGGAGAGAAAUGCCGUGCUGGCCUGCCGCACCAAGGUGACAAGCUAAGCAACGAUUUGCUGGGGGGCCAAGACCACAUAGCCGUCAUUGACAACUGCGGCAACUGUUUGCUUGGCCGAGAGGUGAAGGAAGUGUGCUCGUUUCAAGCUGUGUUCAAUCCUCAGCAAAAAAAUGGCCCUAACCUCAACAGCAGCAACAGUAGUAACAAAUCGUGCGUUGGAGCUGCCCACCAAGAGGGCAAAGGGGUGUCUUUCCAUGAUGAUGAGCAGCCGGAGAUCUCGUGUGAGCAAUUGAGAUUUGAGCAACCGCCGGGCGUUCUCAAAGGAGCGUUGGUUUUUAAAACCCUGGACGGGUGCCGUUAUGGAGCCCAUUCGCCUGCAAGCAGCCACAAGCCCUCGGUUCAUUAUUCUUCCCUCGAGAGAAAGGCUUCUGAUGUCCAAUCUGUCUGCAGCAGUGCUGGCUGCUCCAGAUCCAAAAAAUCCGAAUGGGUGUAAAAUGUCAGAAUAGAAUGGCAGAAAAACUACCAUAAAAUA